Corythoichthys intestinalis (scribbled pipefish) is the source of this 5458-nucleotide messenger RNA. Its product is annotated as huntingtin-interacting protein 1-related protein-like. Gene Ontology annotation, cellular component: clathrin-coated vesicle; actin cortical patch. Gene Ontology annotation, biological process: clathrin coat assembly; actin filament organization; endocytosis. The transcript is spliced from 33 exons. The record is from RefSeq and is a predicted model, not a curated record. Gene Ontology annotation, molecular function: phosphatidylinositol-3,5-bisphosphate binding; clathrin-cargo adaptor activity; phosphatidylinositol-3,4-bisphosphate binding. The coding region runs from base 294 to 4121 and encodes 1275 amino acids. NCBI's taxonomy places the organism in Eukaryota, Metazoa, Chordata, Actinopteri, Syngnathiformes, Syngnathidae.
UCCUUGUAUCGUCAUACCAGUUUCACUGCCUUCCUAAACUAGCCAACGACGCGCAGAUUUGUAUUAUUUUACUAGUAUUUCUAAAUAUUUUUCAAUAUAUUUUCUACAUUUGAGUGGAGUUCUUUUCCACGGUUUUUCAUUUCCACGAAAUGCUCAUCAUGACAUAGUUUCACAACGGUUUGUCCUGGAUUUUUCUCAAGUGUCCACUGGAUUAAAAGCCUUCCGAGAGACUCCUUUUUGUGGUUUCCAUUCAAAGACAAGUGUAUUCAAUUUUGCUUGACAGCCUUGUCGAGAUGAGCAAAUCCAAGAACAAAAGUGAGAACAAGACGGAAAAGCAGCUUGCAGCGGAGAAGGAGCAGUUUGGAAAACAACAGUUGCAAUACAUAAGCAAAUGUCUCACCUCGGCUGAAGCGCCACCCAAAUCCAAAUAUGUGCGCAACAUCCUCCUGGGCAGUCACAAGGAGGGCGGCGCGUCCACCAUGUGGUCGUACAUCCUCAACCUGCCGCUGUCCAGCAACGCCAUCAUCAGCUGGAAGUUCUGCUACCUGCUGCACAAAGUGCUGAGAGACGGACAUCGCAACGCUGUGAGGGACUCGCACAGAUACUGCCAUAAUGUGAAAGACAUGGGUGCCUUGUGGGGAAACCUGCACGAUCGCUACGGCCACAUCGUGGCCUUGUCGGCCAAAUACCUGUGCAUCAAGAUGGAGUUUCAUAACCGGCACAAAUCCAUUCCCAGCAACAUGGAGGCUUCUGACGAGACUUUGGAGCGCGAAGCUGGAAACGACAUGAACAGAGUGCUGGAUAUGACCCAAGAACUGUUGGAAUACCUGGAUGCUGGACUAAAAAUGGCCGAUACUGUUCUUCGACAAGUGGAAACCAACGGAGCCAAACCCAACACGCCGGCGGGCCAGUGUCGCCUCAUGCCACUCAUCCCGCUCAUUCCAGACUGCAGUUUCCUAUACCACUUUUGCGUCCGCUUGCUCUUCAAACUGCAUAGCCGCAUUGCGGCAGAUGUUCUACUCGGCCACAGAGAGAGAUUCCGGGAACUCUUCAACAGCCUCAAGCAGUUCUUCAACAAAGCCAGAGAGAUUGAGUUCUUCAAAACUAUCAUCCAGAUUCCAGAGCUCCCAGAUGCUCCCCCCAAUUUUCUGCGUGCGGCCGCCUUGGCCGAAUACAAGAGGCCGGUGGUGGUCAUUCAAAAUGAGGAGCGCUUUGACGAGGAGGAGCCUGAACCGCAAACAGAUGUACGGGACUCGCAGCAGUAUUACCUGCUGAGCCAGAUGGGCAUGCCUGAAGUGGACCAAAGGGAGCAGUACAAUGAGAACGAGAGCCUAAAGAGAGAACUGGAUGUCCUGAAACCAGAACUUGAACUCAUUAAAUCUGAGGCUCAGCGCUGCGUGACGGAGCUGCGGGCUCAAGUGAACUACCUGGAGGCCGAGGUCGAGGAACAUCGCACCCACAAGCAGAUGGCGCAGGCGGAGAACGAGCACCUGCGCAUGGAGGUGGAGGCCUUGCGCUGCGCCAACGUGGCCAACGUGGGCGCUCAAAUCGGAUUCAAGGAGGCCGACGGUCGCGCGCAGGCGGCUGAACUUCGAUUCACUCAACUCAAAGAAAAACACGCUGAGCUGGUGACCAGUCACGCUGACCUCAUGAAGAAGAACGCUGAUACCACCAAACAGCUGGCACACACCAAACAAGACCAGGACGACAUAUAUCGGAGCAAGCAGAUGUUGGAGAGGGAGUUGGAGAACCUGCGUCGGGAGAUGAGCAACUUGGUGCACCAGAGACAGAACGAGACGGACCGGCUGAAUAAAGAACUCCUUGAGCAAAGAGCCGAGUUGGCGCUUCUUCGCAACAGCCUGCAGAGCAAGGAGAUGGAAGGCUCCCAGGCGAGCAGCAGCCUGGCAGCUCUUCAGGCCGAGCGAGACACCUUGCUGCGCUCGGCUCGGGACCGCGACGGUGACCUGGCUUCCCUUAGGCAGCAGCAAAGCACGGCUGACAUGGAGAGGGAUCGCCUGAGUCGGGAGUUGGAGGCGCUCAGGGCUCAACUGCAGCAACAGCUGAACAUCAACGCCCAGCAAAAGUUGGAAAUCGACCAACUGCGCCGUGAGCUGGAUGCCGCCCGGGCCGAGCUGACGCGCGUCAACAACAGCCUGCAGAGUAAAGAGCUGAGCGGCUCUCAGCUGAGUAGCACCGUAGCGGGUCUCCAGGCGGAAAGGGAAGCCCUGCUGCGUUCGGUGCGGGAACAGGAGGCCGAGCUUGGUUCGCUCCGGCAGCAGGCGCAGCUGCAGCAGAGCUCUCUGGAACAGGAACGCCAGCGAAGCAGCAUGGAGCUCGGAACCCUGCACGCGCAGCUACAGCAGCAGGUCAAUCGUGAAGGCGAGCUGGCUCAUAAGCUACAGGAGGAGCAGUUCUGCCUGCUGCAGUGCGCAGUGGUGGAGGCGGAGGGCAUCAUCUUGGACGCUGUGGCCAAACUGGAUGACCCCAUCCACGUGCGCUGCGUCUGCUCGCCAGAUUAUUUGGUGAACCGGGCCGAGACCACUUUGGCAUCGGUGGACAAAAUGCAGCAGAGUCAUGUCAUUUAUCUAUCAAACAGGAAUGAUGCCAGCGGCCUGCUUCGGGCGGUCACUCAGUUUUCCCACUUGGCCGCCGAUACCAUCGUGAACGGCGGCGCCACGUCACAUUCGGCCCCCACCGACCAGGCCGACCGUUUGACGGACAACUGUCGGGACUGCGCCAAUAGCUGCCUUCAGUUCUUGAAGGACUUGAAGCUGCAGGCCACCUUGCAGAGAGCCGACUCCAACGCCAUACGAUACGCCAUUCAGCGCAUCCUCGCCAUGGGACAGGAGCUGCGUCCUAAAGGGCAGGAUGUUCUCAAGGAGGAACUAGGAAACUUGGUGGACAAAGAGAUGAUUGCAACCUCCACCGCCAUCGAGGAAGCCGUGCUACGGAUGGAUGAGAUCUUGUCCCAGGCCAGAAGGGACACAAGUGGUCUGAAGCUGGAAGUCAACCAGAGCAUCCUGGGCUCCUGCUCUGACCUCAUGAAGGCCGUUCACAUGCUGGUCACCGCCUCGACAGAUCUUCAGAAAGACAUCGUGGAAGGAGGGAGGGGCGCAGCUUCUGUCACAGAAUUCUACGCCAAAAACUCUCGCUGGACGGAGGGACUGAUCUCUGCCUCCAAGGCGGUGGGCUGGGGCGCCACACAGCUGCUUGAGUCGGCCGACCGCGUGGUGGGCGAAAACGGGAGGUACGAAGAGCUGAUAGCGUGCUCCCACGAGAUCGCCGCCAGCACCGCCCAACUGGUCGCCGCCUCCAAGGUGAAGGCGGAACGUGGCAACAGGAAGCUGAGCACACUUCAGCAGGCCUCGCGGCACGUCAACGACAUGGCUGCCGUGGUGGUGACCUCCACCAAGCACGGACAGAUGCAAAUCUCGGAACAAGGAGCGAUGGAUUUUUCCGGAAUGUCGCUCAUCAAGCUGAAAAAAGAGGAAAUGGAGGCUCAGGUGCGGGUGCUGCAACUGGAAAGUCAGCUGGAUCAGGAGCGCGUCCGCCUGGGCGAGCUGAGGAAGCGCCACUACGACAUGCAGGAAGGCGGCAACAUGCCGGACGGCGAUGAGAGUUUUCCCCCGCCUCCACCGCCCACUUUAUUGGACGCCGGCUCCUUCCCGCCGCCACCGCCUCCGCCCGAGCCUGUCGCUCUCCCCGCCUUUGUGUCCACCAACCCCUUCGCGCCUGCCCCAUCCCAAUCCUACUCGCUGCCUCAGUCCUACACGCCUUCCCAACCCUAUGUGCCGUCACAGUCCUACUCGCCAUCACAGACCUACACGUCGUCUCAACCUUACGCGUCGUCUCAACCUUAUGCGUCGUCUCAGCCUUACCAAGCGUCCACCCCGAUCCCCAGCCAAAAUUAUCUGCAAAGCCAUUCCUACUCGAGCCCGCAAGCCUCCACGAAAACCCCCAACCCUCCCCAGCCUUCCUCGCAGUCCCAUAGCACUGAGUCCAAGACGAUAGACUUCGGAAAGCUCAGCUUCAGGAAACCGGGCAUCUUCUCAAAAUCCGGAAACCUGUUUAAGAACGCGUUCAAACGAGGGGAAACAGGAAGCGGGGCCGGGGAGUCCUGAAACCGGAUUGAGAGGAACUCGGAGAAGUUGAAGCGCAAACAUUUUCUUUGUGCAACAGUGUGCUUUUGUUCCAAAUCAUGAUGAGGAAGCAUGGGAAAUCUUUCGCCUUCUAGUGUUUGGGUGUUGGAAAUGCACUUAAAAACGCCAAUUUAAGACACUUUUUUUUCCCUGCUUGAAUUCUUGCUUGAUUAAACAUCUUUUUACUUGACUUUUGUUUGAUAUCUUGCACGGUCAGAAACAAAAAAAGCAUUGUAAUGAUAAUGAAGGAGUUAUUACAAUGAAGCCAAGAAAUACAUUCAUUAAUAUUAUUUUAAUCACAUUGUAUGAUUGAUGGCUGCCAUUGUUGGCCAUAGACUUCCAAUGCGGUUGAAGUAGGGGUAAUAAUGUUAUCACUAAAGUCUGAAUUGUAUUAGAGUAAAAUGGCAUUGUUUUAAACGAGCAAACAGUCAUUUUAUGAGACUAAAGAUCCUAUUUUAGUUUAAGGACGAGCCUUUUUUCAUGAAAGGAAAUAUGAAUCAUUUUAGCGCCUGGCCAAAAAUACUCUGACGGCCACCUCACAUGUUAUUUUAACACACUGGAAUGGGAACAGACAGAAGCAGGAAGUUGACUGUGAGGCAAGUGAGACUGAAUGGAAAAGUGCAUCCUUCAAUGUAAAAUUAAUAAGGAUGUUGCUUACCUUUAAAAUAAUUUAAAAACAUGUAAUUUUGCUUUUUUCAAAAUAAAAGAGAAUGCCCGAUACUUCAAAAUAAAUUAGGAUUACAAAGAUGCGUCUAUAUUGAAAUGGAAGCUAAUUGCUGGAAUUCUCCAAAUUUCAAAAUAAAAUCCAGCAGGAAUGCAGCAGUAAGAGGCAUUCCUACUAGUUUUGUUGUGAAAGUUGAGAAAUUCCGGUUAAGUUUUUGUUUUUAAAUGAGGCAUUCCGAUUUGCUUUGAUUUUGAAGGAUGCGCCUUUUUCCAUUUUACUUUGAAGAAUGUUGUUUGAAAAAAGCAAACAUUUUUAAUAGAUAGAGAGAAUAUCUGCAGUUUUUGGUUAUUAAUAUCGUAAUUGAUUAUUGGUUAUUUAAUUAAAAAAAGAAAAAAUCUAUACAAUUAAAAUAAUAAUAAAAAUAUUUACGAUUAACUAUUGCCUACCAAUGACAAUGACAGACGUCUAAUUCAUCUUAAAUGGGACAACUAGCUGUGGACUUUGUUUUGACCGGUUUUAUUUAUUAAAUUCAGCAUUACGAUUUGCUUUGAUUUUGAAGGAUCCUUUGCAGUGUUUUUACAUUUUACUUUGAAGGAUUUUGUUUAUUUAUUUUUUUAAAGCAAACAAAUAAAAAAGGGAAGAACUGCAGUUUAAU